Molecule: messenger RNA, 1971 nt
Organism: Rotaria socialis
Lineage: Eukaryota; Metazoa; Rotifera; Eurotatoria; Philodinida; Philodinidae
Source: the annotation of a GenBank genome assembly
AUGGGAAUGGCCCUCCUCCCCCCGCCGCCUCCUCCUCCACCAUUUCCUUUAAUGAUGGCUGGUGGGCCACCCCCACCACCACCCCCCAUAGGGUGCCCUCCUCCACCUCCUCCGCCUCCAUUUCUACCACGAGGCAUGGCACCCCCCCCGUUUACCAUGAACAAUGGUAAUACAUGGAGCGAAUCAUCGUCAUCAAAUAAUAAAUCAGUAAAAACAUUGCGUCUACAUUGGCGUGAAGCUGCUCCAAAUAUGAUGCUCUCGACGACACCUGGAACGAAUGAUUCUCUUUGGUCUUCAUUGAAUAAAGUCAAAUUAGAUACUGAAAAAUUAUCAAAGUUAUUCGAAUUGAAACAAGCUGAAGUUAAAGUCAAGAAAAGUGGUGAUAUAAAAAAAGAAAUAACUGUACUCGAUCCAAAACGUUCAAAUGCAAUUAAUAUUGGUCUUACCGUUUUACCAACAGCUCGAACAAUCAAAGCAGCUAUUUUGAAAAUGGACAGUAGUGUUAUAAAUAAAGAAGGCAUUGAGAAAUUAUUAACAAUGCUUCCAACAGAAGAAGAAAAAAAUCGUAUAAUAGAAGCACAAAUGGCUAACAGUGAUAUACCAUUGGGCAAUGCUGAAUAUUUUCUAUUAACAAUUGGAGCUGUUGUCGAAUUGGAAGCUCGUUUAAAGCUAUGGUUAUUUAAACUUGAUUUUGAUAAUAUUGAAUUGGAAAUCGCUGAACCCUUAAUGGAUUUAAAAAAUGGAAUGAGAAACUUGAAAGAGAAUAUAACAUUUCGACGUAUACUCGAAGUACUUCUUGCUGUUGGUAAUUUUCUUAAUGGAGCUGAGUCAACUGGUUUUCAACUUGAUUAUCUUUCUAAAGUUCCUGAAGUAAAAGAUACUAUUCAAAAACAUUCAUUAUUAUUUCAUGUGUGCAAUAUUGUUGUUGAAAAAUAUCCUGAUACAAGUGAUUUCUAUUCAGAACUGGGUGAAAUAACUCGAUGUUCAAAGAUUGACUUCGAUGAAAUUGAAUUGAAAUUAGCUAAACUAGAAAAUGAUUGUCGUGGAGCGUUUGAACAUUUAAAAGCUAUUAGUAAACAUGAAACAUUACAAGUGAAAACCAAAGUUGAUAUUAAGAUGCAUGGUAAAUUUUAUAAUGCCACACUGGCAGAAUUUCUUACUGAUUGUGCUGAACGUGUUUGUCUAUUGAAAAUUAUACAAACACGUGUAUUAAAUCGUUUUCGACGAUUUCUUCUCUGGCUUGGUUAUCCUCUUGGUAUAAUACAAGAAACCAAGAUUACACAAUUUUGUAAGAUUCUUAGUGAAUUCGCACUUGAAUAUCGAACAACACGUGAACGUAUAACAACACAAAAACAAAAGAAACAAAAUCGUGGUGAACGAAAUAAAACAAGGGGCAAAUUAAUAACUGAGAUUAUUUCAGAAAAAGGCAAUCCAUUGACAGAUGUUUUAUUAAAUGGUUUUCGAACAGACGAUGAAUCUAGUUCCUAUUGUGAACCACCAAAAACAAAAUAUUCUUCAUCUACUAUUCCACAAACUUAUAAUACUCUCAAGCCGGCAUCUCCUAUGGCGGAUAAAAGCUCAAGACAACAGACAAAUCUAAAAAGUGCUCAACCGGACAUGUUAAGUGAUCUAGCAGCUGCAGUUAGAAGUUCAUCGAAAGAUGGUCAAGCAAUGCCUGGUCAUCGAUUACGACAAAAAGCAUCUGUGAAUAAUUUACAAAAAUCGCCAGCAUCGGCUUCACCAACAUUAAAUACCCUUCAAUCGAUUAAAUCCAAUGAAAACGAAGGAUUUGAUACAAGCGAUGAAUUACUUGAUACUCUUGUUAAAAAUGCUACAUUAACAUCAUCGAAAGAUGCAAUAAAACAACGCCGAAUAGCUCGAUAUGCUCAACGUCAAUCAUUACGACGAACGCUUCAAAUCAAUUUGAAUGAAGAAGAACAAGCUCAAGUAUUUGGUGCUGGAAAAAACUAA